Messenger RNA from Prorocentrum cordatum, 889 nucleotides. NCBI's taxonomy places the organism in Eukaryota, Dinophyceae, Prorocentrales, Prorocentraceae. The record is from the annotation of a GenBank genome assembly.
GGUGCCGGGUCUCAGCGCCCCGGGCGCCUACGGUGCGAGGGCCCUGCCAGCUGACGGCGCCCGCUCCGUCCCCAGCCUGGGCGCCUUCCCCGUGGCGUCCGCCGCGCCGGCGACGAGGCCGCCAGAGCCGCAGCAGGCCCCCCCCUGGCGCGCGGGCGCGGACCUGCCGCUCGACUCCACGCCAGUGGGCUCCGUGCCGCUGCGCGAGCUCGUCGCCACCCUGCGGAGCAUGGUGCGCGCCGAGGCCACGCCAGAGGGCCAGCAGGCGGAGCGCCAGCGGCUGGAGCGCCGCGUGGCCCUCCUCGAGGAGCAGCUCCGCGCCGCGCGCUCCCACCAGGAGCAGCAGCGCCAGGCCCAGGGCGCGCAGCUGGCCGCGCUGCACUCGCAGCUCGCCGAGGCCCAGCUGGUCACGCGCCAGAUGCACGAGCACUCCCUGCGGAGCCAGAGCGACAGCCAGCUGCGGGCGUGGGAGCAGAGUGCGGCGCAGAGCACGGCGGAGGCGGAGCUGCGGCAGAGCCGUGGGGAGGCGCAGCAGCUGCGCCUCGAGGCAGAGGGCCUGCGCGCGGCGCUGGUCGAGGCGAGAGUGCCUGAGACGAGGCCGCGUCGCUCAGCCGGCAGCUGGGUGCGGCGUCGGAGGCUCGCGUGAAGGACGCGGUGUCAUUCUGCAAGAGCCUGAUGUCAGUCACGUACGCCGCGAUGAUGCAGGCCCUGCCCGAGGCGUCCGACGCCCGCGUGGCCGCCGCGGAGGUCGCCGCCAGGCUGCGCGCCGUGUGCCAGCAGGCCGGAUUGGCCUCCGAGCGGGAGUUGGCGCGGCUGGCGCUGCACGACGCAGGACGCCCUGCCGCCGUGAGCCGAUUGCGGCGACGACGACGACAACGACGACGACGAC